Molecule: messenger RNA, 1184 nt
Organism: Phyllotreta striolata
Lineage: Eukaryota; Metazoa; Arthropoda; Insecta; Coleoptera; Chrysomelidae
Source: the annotation of a GenBank genome assembly
UUCACAUCGCAACGCUGCGAUAACGAUAACCUCGGCUGUAGGCUAGAGAUGCCGGUAAAUUCAUACUACAGAAUAUUCUCCACCAAGUGGAACUGCUCCUGCGUUCCUCUUCCAUCUCCUUCAAAUUAUCACGGCUAUUUUGUUUUGAGCUGGGUUUAAUAUUGUUCCUUGUUCUUUAAUUAUCGUCUCUGUAGGGGUUAGUAAGAAAAUGAAUCCAACAACUGUAAGCAUUGGUCGCGUAGUCGUUUCCAAAUUCCUCAGGAACAAUAAUUUUAGCUACAAUCGGGUUACUAAAAAUGUGAGGUUAUUCAGUGCUAUCGCCAAUGAACCCUUCGAAUUUAUCAAACUAUCGAAAACCGGCGAAAAGCAGAACGUAGGGCUGAUCCAACUCAACCGCCCCAAAGCCCUAAACGCCCUCAACAAUGCCCUGAUCACCGACAUCGCCAACGCGCUGGACAAGCUCGAAUCCGACAAAUCCGUGGGAGCGAUCGUCAUCACCGGCAACGAGAAGGCCUUCGCCGCCGGAGCCGAUAUCAAAGAGAUGGCCAACAAGACCUUCUCGCAGUGCAUCACCGAGGGCUUCAUCGAAAACUGGACCAGAGUGGCCAACACGAAGAAACCCGUAAUAGCCGCUGUGAACGGCUACGCUUUAGGAGGCGGUUGCGAAUUGGCGAUGAUGUGCGACAUCAUUUACGCCGGAGAAACGGCCAGGUUCGGCCAGCCGGAGAUUCUGAUCGGGGUGAUUCCCGGAUCGGGGGGCACCCAGAGGUUGAUAAAGUCCGUUGGGAAAUCUAAGGCGAUGGAAAUCGUUUUAACAGGGAACCAGAUCAACGCGCAAGAAGCCGAGAAAAUGGGUCUGGUGAGCAAGGUCUUCCCCGUGGACAAGCUGCUGGACGAGAGCGUGAAACUCGCUGAAAAGAUUGCUGCUAAUUCUCAAAUCGCCAAUGCUUUGGCUAAAGAAAGCGUCAACGUCGCUUUGGAGAGCACCUUGCAGGAAGGUUUGCGCUUCGAAAGGAGAAUGUUCCACGCUUUAUUCGCCACUAAGGAUCAGAAAGAAGGUAUGGCUGCAUUCGUCGAGAAGAGGAAACCUAAUUUCACCCACGAAUGAUAUUUGUACACCAAUCCUAUUAUGAAUGAAGAUACUUUUCUAACUCAAAUUUGUUAAAUAAAUUGUUUAUAUUUUU